Drosophila willistoni is the source of this 879-nucleotide messenger RNA. RefSeq lists its product as uncharacterized. The record is from RefSeq and is a predicted model, not a curated record. NCBI's taxonomy places the organism in Eukaryota, Metazoa, Arthropoda, Insecta, Diptera, Drosophilidae. The coding region runs from base 1 to 879 and encodes 292 amino acids. The transcript is spliced from 2 exons.
AUGAAGUAUCUGCUGGAGUGGCUGGUGCUCUCUGCAUGUGCAGCCUGUCUAGGAGCAUCAGUUGCGGCAGCCGCGGCUUCCACGCAGCGGAGAAGGCGUCACAGUCACGACGCAACGCCGUCAUCAACAUCCACAACACCCACCAGUUCCUCGACAUCCUUCGGAGAGUGGCCAGAAUUGGCCUUAGUGCGGCGUCUGUAUGAUGAUUGUCAGGAUAAAAAUGAUUUCAUCGGCUGCCUCAAGCAGAAGGCUCUAAAUGCUUUAACGCGCGCCAUUGGUCAGGAUUCCAUUAAGAUCAUGGAUGGAUUGGUUAUGGAGAAGCAGAAGCAAAAUCAGUCUGAAUCGGAAAGUAUUUUGGGUCUUCUAACGGACGCUCGACAAUUUGGGAGCCUCUCCCCACUGGAUCGGGCUCUCUUAUUCAAGGCCGACAAGCUGAUUCGCACACAUUCCCUGAAAAUUGACAUUAUGGAUGUGGCCGAUUUGGGCAAUGAAGGACGCGGGCAUGAACACGGUGGCCACAAGAAAAAAAAGCACAAAGACGGUGGUCACAUUAAAUAUGUCAUAGCGGCCCUUCUGACCGCCAUGGGUAUAGCUGGACCCCUGGGCUUAAAGGCUCUGGCAGCAAUUGCUGGUAAAGCAUUGGUAAUCAGCAAGGUUGCUCUAACCAUAGCUGGAAUUAUAGCUCUGAAGAAACUCUUUUCGCAUGAUCACAGCGAAGAGACAAGCUUUCAGGUCCAUGCCGGAGACCACAAUAGGCGCAACACCUAUGUGAUUCGCCCUGUUUCGAAAACAAAUGCGGGCGUAGGUGUCACCGCCGCCGGUAGCAGCUCUUCAGUAGACCCAUAUCGCUAUUAUUACGACUACUCCCACCAGCAAUAA